Molecule: messenger RNA, 2787 nt
Organism: Nicotiana tabacum (common tobacco)
Lineage: Eukaryota; Viridiplantae; Streptophyta; Magnoliopsida; Solanales; Solanaceae
Product: receptor-like protein EIX2
Molecular function (GO): protein binding
Source: RefSeq, a predicted model, not a curated record
AUGAGAGGGCUGUACUUAGUACUUGUCCUAUUUUUCUCUUUAAUAAUUACAUUUAAGUUUAGUUCUUGUGCUGGAAUUUGCAAAGAAAAUGAGAAACGUGCUUUACUAAGGUUAAAGAAAGAAGCAAAUGAUCCUACAAAUAUACUCUCCACUUGGAUUGAUGGCGAAGAUUGCUGUAAUUGGGAAGGAGUUUUAUGCCAUAAUAUAACUGGUUCUGUUAUUGAGUUAUCCAUUAAUGGUUGGGAUUAUGCUGAAAUUAAAGGUCUAAAGAUUGAUAAUUUCCAUUGGUUGUCAAGUCUUGAAAAUCUUAAUCAUUUGGACAUGUCAGGUGUUGAUUUAAGUAAAGCUACAAACUGGACUGAGGUGAUUAACAUGCUUCCUUCUUUGGUUAAUCUUCGUUUUUCGAAUUGUAGUCUUCAUUCAAUUCCUUCUGUGUUUGAUCAUAACAAUUCUGUUCUUGAAAAUCUUGAUCUUUCUUUGAAUAACUUUAGUUCUUCGAUUCCAGGGUGGGUUUUCAGUUUUAAUAAUCUUGUUUCUCUUGAAUUCAUUGGAAGUAAUUUCAUUGGUUCAUUUCCUAAGGGUCCUUUUAACUUGACUUCUUUUACUACAUUAAGUGCUUCUAGCAAUUUAUUUAGUUCAGUUUUGCCUCAAUGGUUAUUUGAUCUAAAUAAUCUUGAAUAUCUUGACCUGAGUAAUAGUCUUUUAGAGGGUCAAAUACCAAGUAAAGUAGGACAUUUUUGCAAACUUAGUUAUCUUAAUCUUGCUAUUAAUAGCCUGAAUUCCACUAUCCCAAAUUGGCUAUAUGGAUGCAAAAAUCUUGAAACACUUGACCUGAGGGAAAACAAACUUGAGGGAACAGUUUCAGAUUUCAUUUCAAAUUUGACAUCUCUAACUAGUAUUGAUAUGUCUCUAAAUUUACUAUCUGGAAAAUUACCAAGUGUAAUUGGAAAGUUAGGGAAAUUAGAAGAUCUUGAUCUCUCAGAAAAUCGAUUCGAAGGAGAAGUAUCUGAGAUUUUCAGUACUAUGUAUGAUUGCCCUCCAAUAGGCUCAGGAAAUUGUUCUUCUUUGAGAAAUUUAAGACUAAAUGACAACAAAUUAGCUGGAAAUCUUCCGAAAGGUUUUGGCCAACUUUCAAAUCUACAAUUCUGUUUCAUGGAAAAUAAUAAGUUGGAAGGAGUGUUAACAGAAGAUCAUUUCACUAACUUGACAAAUUUGAAGUAUUUCCAAGCAUCUAAGAGUAAUUUGAGUUUAAGUGUGAGUUCUGAUUGGAUUCCGCCUUUCCAAGCUAGUGACAUUUUAAUAGGCGGUUGGCGCUUAGGUCCUAAGUUCCCCUUGUGGAUCCAAUCUCAACAAUCAAUAAUGAAUUUGGACAUAUCAAAUGCUGGAAUAGUAGGUGAAGUUCCAACUUGGUUCUGGAACUUAUCGUCUCAAAUUCGUUUCCUCAAUAUUUCUCAUAACCAACUUAUUGGUGAAAUUCCAACUUUCUCAAUUUCCUCAGACUCCAUUGGAAGUGGAGGUCCUUGGUUAAUAUACUUGAAUUCCAACAACUUUAGUGGUUCACUCCCUCAUAUUCCAACCAUGGUAACUGAGUUAGACCUUUCAGAUAACUCUUUGUCUGAAGGUUUAACUAACUUCUUGUGCGAUAAAGGGAAUGAAUCUUACAUGUUAACGAUUCUACAUCUAGGGGGAAAUCAUUUGUCCGCAGAAAUUCCUGAUUGUUGGAUGAAUUGGCCGGAGUUGCAAGUUCUCAACUUGGGAGAAAAUAAGCUUAGUGGAGCUAUUCCAAGAUCCAUUGGUGCUUUAAGCAAAUUGAAAUCUUUGGACUUGAAAAGAAACAGACUUUCCGGUCCAUUGCCUUCAUCCUUAAACAACUGCACAAAUUUGUGGAAAAUAGAUUUGAAUGAGAAUGAGCUUGAUGGAAAUUUACCACUUUGGUUGGGUACAAAGCUUUCAAAUUUGACAGUCCUGAGUCUUCGGUCAAACAAAUUCGAUGGUGAAUUACCCCCAGAAUUUUGCCAACUCAGUGAUCUCCAAAUCUUGGAUCUUGCCAACAACAAGUUGUUUGGAGAUAUACCAAUGUGUGUUAACAAUUUCACAGCAAUGGUCAAUGGAAGGAAGAUAAUUAGAGAUGCAGAUGAGGAGAUGGACUAUUCUUAUUAUGUUGGAGUUUUCAGAGAGAGUGCAAGAGUAGCAACUAAGGGUAACAUAUACCAGUAUGAUACCAUUUUGUCAUUGUUUACAAGUAUGGAUCUUUCUAACAAUAAUCUUUCUGGAAACAUUCCUAUGAAUCUUACAACUCUUGUUGGAUUGAGAUCAUUAAAUUUCUCCAACAAUCACUUGAUUGGGAGUAUUCCAAAGGACAUUGGCAAUAUGAAGGUGUUAGAAUCACUUGAUCUUUCAAAUAAUCAAAUUUCUGGUGAAAUACCACGAAGCGUUGCGAGUUUGUUUUCUUUAAGCUACUUGAAUGUAUCUCACAACAAUCUAACAGGGAGGAUUCCAGUGAGCACUCAGCUUCAAACUUUUAGCUCUUCAACUUUUUCUGGAAAUAAACUUUGUGGGAUUCCGCUCGUGGAGAGAUGCAGUGAUGAAGGUGAAAAUCCUGAGGUUGGAAAUGAAGAAGUUGACAGAAGUGAAGAUGACAAUGAAGUGGAGUGGUUCUAUGUUUCUAUGGCAAUAGGAUUCAUUGUGACUUUUUGGGGUGUAAGUGCUCCUUUGCUUUUCAUAAGAUCGUGGAGACAUGCCUAUUAUCGUUUUUUAGAUAGAAAAUGGAAAUCGUGGCAUGCAUAA